Porites evermanni is the source of this 4951-nucleotide messenger RNA. NCBI's taxonomy places the organism in Eukaryota, Metazoa, Cnidaria, Anthozoa, Scleractinia, Poritidae. The record is from the annotation of a GenBank genome assembly.
AUGUCACCUCAGCUGCUUUUCCUUGUCGGUUGGCGAGAACUCUCUAGUGUAGAGGUAUCAAUGAUCAACGAGAGAGACAACAAUACUAUUGGCGGCUGUUUAGCUUGGAGCUACUAUUUCGACUACUUGAAACUGGUGCUUCCACACCUUAAUGAAGGGAUCCUUCAAUCAGUGUACAGGUACAAGAUUGAAAAAAGAAAGCUCUUCAUAUUGCUUCCAAGAAACACGAUAAACAUGUUAUUGUAAUUUCUUCGGCUGAGUUCUUUAACAGUUGCAGGAAAUCUUGAGUCAUAUGAAAUUAACAGAGGUGGGAUAUUAAAGAAACCCUAUAAGCACACCGUCCACCGAAUAGAGAUGCCACGCCCAGAUGGAGAGAUUGAUGUAUAUUAUUUGGUUCUUGAGUAUGCUUUCCCCUUGAUGUCCCUGUUCGAAAUGUCUCAGCAUGUAGAGUGUGGCCUGAGUCGAAGAGACCGAGAUGAACAGGUAACUUUCAGCCUUGUUUCAGAAAUACAGUCUAAGCUCCCUUUAGUGGACGCCCUCACGAAGAUGGCCAUUCAUGGGAAUGGCUUUUGGAAACUGAGAGUUCAAAUAUGGUUUUGUCAUGGUAGCUGUAAGUAGAGCUUUCAGCUUCUAGUGUUUCAAUAAAGAGAGCUUAUACUGUACUAAGGAAUUAUUGAAAAAGGUUGAGCUAGUAUGAUAUGAAGAAUUAUUCAGAGCGGGGAGUUAUUACCCAGGGUGGAUAACAACCUCCACGAUCUGCAUAAUGCUUUAUAUAGUACAAAUACAAAAUUCAAUUAUGCCCCAGUCAUUUGAAAUCUCCAGACUAUCCCUUUCUUCAUAACCAGGGUAAUACACUUCAUAUUCACUCUGUUUUGGUCCACUGUUGCACUAGAAUUCAAGAUCUAAACCUCCUGGAAUGGCAAGUAGGCACCACACUCACAUUGUGUUAAGCAGUUUUCAUUUUUCUACCACAAGUAAUUUUGCACAUAUCAUCAUUACUUCUUUAUUAAACUAAAAGGUAGAAAAUGUUUUGUGGUGUCUUUCUUGCACUGAUGGAAGGAGGCUGCUGUAGACAUUGAUCUACAAAGUCUAGUCAAGAAAGGUAGGCAUUGUGUUGAUAAAUUUUAUACACAACUGACUGCCCGUAAAUACAGCCGUCUCUCCUCGCUCCUCUCCACUAUGGACGUUUUGUGGGAAACACCCCUCUCUGUUUUUGCAAGUAUCCCAGGGGAAUACCUGUCUUAAUGUCACCAGUCUUAAUGAAAACCGAGACAUUUGUAAGGGUCAUAUCCAAGCGGGAAACAGCAUACACAAGGCUGUGUUCUGGCAGAGCCCAGUGGCCCCUGGCAAGGGGGCCUAACUUUUGCUCUUCCGUGACUAGAAAAUCUUACAUUUUGCAUACAAAUUAUAUGCUGAGCUCCCCAGAUUUGAAACUUGUGUGAUAGGGGGACUGGAGCCCAGUAAUUUAGGGGAUUGGUAAUGAGCAAAAUCCAUCGCCAACGUCCCCAAUGAUCACCAACCAUCGCAGAAAUCUGGGACUCGUCGGGAAAAUAGAAAUGCCCCCAAUUCUCCAGAUUUGUCCCCUUCCAUCCCAGACGAUCGGGGAUAUCUACGAUUUUGAGUUUUCGUUAGUCGGCAAAAUCUGGGACAGUCGGGAAACAGUAAACUCCCCGAUCGUCUGGGAUUUUCCCUACAUAUGAAAAUCAGGCUUAAAGGUGCCUUUCCAAGCAAUUUGUUUUAAGGAAAAAAGUGACUGAGCAUCCCACCAUUAGAGUGUGUGUAAUUAAUGUCCAACAUGGCAGAAACAUUAGUCUUGUGUAGGUAUGAGUGCUAACUACCAUAUUUUUUUGGUUAUAAGGUACACUCAGUUAUAAGACACACUUCCAAUGGAUUUUUUUUUUAAUUAAACAAACUGAAAAUUAAGCUAAAAUACCCAGUUAUAAGGUGCAACUACAAUUUUUGGUGAUGUUCACCUAAACUACGACAACAUGCUUUCCAGUGUCACUAAUCACAGUCAUUCACCUAUGUGAAAAAAAGUGAAAAAAUUACAUAUUUCGAUCAAAAGUGGAAAAAUCACACCUAUUGAAAUAAGCAUUGUGUCCUAAAGCUGUGAAUACUUAGUGACCCAUUUUUAGAUCCAUAAACAAGUCAGCUGUCUUGGUUGUGCAGCAUAUUUACAUCAGUAGAGCAUCACUAGUUUCAAGAUAAAAUCCAUUGCAUAAUGCAUUAGGGUGAUAAUAAUAAUAUUAAUUAUUGUUUCAUUGGAAGAGCUUUGAAAAUGUACGAUCUUUUAUACUCUAUCUUGGAACAUGUGAAACAGAACUCAUAAAUAUGUACGUUGUACGGUUCACGAUAGCCGAAUUCGGUCAGAAAUGUCUUGAAGCAUCCACACUUAAAUAUGAACCCUUAAAUAGCUGCAUCACUGUACACAGCAUUUGAAUCAUGAAUAUAUUUAAUGCAAUGCUUUUAAACACCUGUAGCUGUAAUAAAAGACGAAAAAUUGUGAAGAAUCAAGAAGGCAGUCUCAAAGUGCCCUUGUUCGACCUUCAGCAGUGCCAUGUUUAAUAGAUGGCAAGAUCUCAUUGGUUCCUAAGCAUCAACUCAUAGUACGUUCAACCUUAUUGGCUCUUGCAACAAACAUCCAAACAUACAAAGCCACAAGAUACAAAGCCACAAAGAUACAUAUGCUCACACAAUAAGUCAAUUUUUUUAAAACCAGCUAAAUUUUUCAGUGGAAAUUUGAACCUUGAUGAGGUUGUCAAAAAGACAGAAAAAAGUGUGGAGACAAAAACUGGUAGAAAAAAAAAUCACGCAGAAGCAAUGCAGACCUGUGUAUUUGUCAGUGAAUAAAGUUUGCAUUCACCUCUGUCUACUUUACCUGCAUCUUAAAGAAAAUGGCAAAACAGUUGCUAAAUGUCUCUGACGGGAUUUUAGUUUUAUAAUGGCUUGUUGUUUCAAAGUUCAACACUGUUUAACUGGUUUGUUUCUCUUGCUCUUGGUUAGCAAAAUCCUAUACUUUUUUGUUUGUUGUAGUCUGUUUGAUUUCUGUUUUUAUAAUUUUUUAACUUUGACUUCUGAGAGGUCUGAAUGGUAGUUAACACUCGGGUCGGUGUUAUUUACAAACUUGCUUCUGGAAAUUUUGGUAGAAUUGAAAGUGCCUGUGGCUAUCCGCUCUAUUUUCAGCAGGAAAAUGUGGAGACUUCAAAUAUCGCCUGGAUUUUUUCGUGAAAUGCUACCUGUUAGAUACCACAAAAUAUGCAAAAGGUUUCUAGCUUUCUGUUUGGCUGUAUUCUUCAUGGCAUGGGAUAAAUAACAUUAUCUCUGGUACUGUUGAUCUUUUAAAGGCAGUUUUCCAACCAGGUGGCUGCUCUUUAAUACCCAAUGACUGUCAAGUAGAGCUACAGUGUUUGGCAGCUGCAUAGUUUCUAUGGUAGAGUCACACGGACUAGAUUUGCACCAGUUAUCCGUAUGAUAUAUCCCAUCACUCAUACUUGGAUAGUAGUAUAUCUGGAGGCAAAAUGUGAAGAGUUUUGUUUGCGAGAUGCUGGAGGGCUCAUAGGCUCACCCUUCGGCCUUUCGCAAACAAAACUCUUCACAUUGUUGCCUCCCAAUAUACUACUUGGGUGGACAGCACCACUUAAACCAACGUAAAAUUGUUCACACCACACAAACAAACAACAAACGAAAGGCCGCCUAUCGGAGAACAGUUUUUUGCCCGGCUGUGGUGCAAGCCAGUCGAUUGCACCCUGUUAGAUAUUUGCACACACACUGUCUAAUGGCUGGUAAACUUGCUGAUCUGAGUGGCGAAGUAGAACCUAUCACUGCUGCCACAAAGCAAAGGCUCUUGAGUUUGCCCUCAAACCUGCCUUUUCCCAGUGAGUAUCGGCCAACAGGACCCCCGAGGUCGUGUUUGCCAUAUCCCAAGGUAACAAUGUGAAGAGUUUUGUUUGUGAGGGGUGGGAGGGUUAGCCUGUGAGCCCUCCGGCCUCUCGCAAACAAAAGUCUUCACAUUUAGCCUCUGGAUAUACAACUUGGAUAGAGUGCAGGAAUACAAAUUAGAAGUAUAUGGAUACUUCUACGUAGUACUUUCUCUAAUAUAUUCUGCUUUUAAUUAAAUAAUUGUAUUACAGGGCUCAAUUAUUUUACACCUCCAUUACUUUUUUAUCGUAAAAGUAUUAAAAUCCUAUGGCCAGAAUGCAGAACACACACCUUGAUGGAGUCUGUGUUUAGAAACAUUUCUGUCAAAACAAAAGGGUGCUUUUUUAUACUGUUUACAGUAGGAGCUGUAAAAUUUACACAGUUUUCCUUUUUAAUUCUUAUAUCUUAAUUAGAUGAAAUAAAUUUUGAAGUCUCAUUUAGAUCAAAUGUAUUACUAUUAAGGUUACUGGAUGUGUGUGAUGGCUUACCACCUCUUAUUGCUCCCCACUACUCAUCAGGCUGGCUCUCUCUUGCUCUAAAUGCCCCAAGCAACAGGAAGUUAUCAGCCAAAAGCAUUUUUUCCCUUGUUGAAACAAGCAACUAGAUGUCAAGACCUAAAAUCAAAGAUUUAGCUUGCGCUCUUAUUUGUUUAUUUUCUUAGUAACCCAUUUACAUGUGUACCUACCUACCUUUUGGUGCUGAAAAGAUGCCUACAUCACUGUGCUCUUUUAGAUUAAAACCCACACAAUACCUUUCAAGGCAUUAUUGUGCAACUUUGUCUCAAUCUAGACUAUGCUUUCCACAGGCAGGCCAUUAAUGUGUUUGACCUUAUAAAUGUGGUAUUAACCAGUGAUUUUUCGUAAAACUGUGUUUGUUUUGACAGAUGGUGAUGUUUUUCUACAAAUUAAGAGAAAUCUUGGAUGGUUGUAAAGAUUGUAGCGGAAAGUAUGAACUAGUGCCAAUCUCUGGAGCAAGGGAGGAAAUUGCAGAUGAGUUGGUACGCAUUCUUCAAGAACCUUUUGAUAUAUGGUGA